Molecule: messenger RNA, 975 nt
Organism: Lithohypha guttulata
Lineage: Eukaryota; Fungi; Ascomycota; Eurotiomycetes; Chaetothyriales; Trichomeriaceae
Exons: 2
Coding region: 1-975 (324 amino acids)
Source: RefSeq, a predicted model, not a curated record
AUGUAUCCUCCGUCAGACUCAGUCGAGCUUCCUGCGUCUUAUGCUAGUCUAGACCUCCCUCAUAUCAAGAUUUCUCAUGUUCCAGAGUCCUCGAAAGAACCAACACCAGUGUUGCUCCUCACGCUUUACAGACCUCAAAACAACAAUGCCUUCACUAGACAGAUGCAAGAGAGCAUCACGACCUUCUAUACCCUCGUAAACUCAGAUGAUCGUGUUAGGGUUGUGGUUUUGACAGGUCAUGGAAAGAUGUUCUGCGCUGGCGCUGACCUAGAUAUUGGUUUCCUUGGGGGCGCAGCAAAGGCAGGUGCUAAGGCAGUAGCGAAGAGUGAGAGAGACAUCGAUCACAGAGACGGGGGUGGUCGUGCAUCCUUAGCAAUUCACCAGUGCUCGAAACCCACCGUUGCCGCUCUACAGGGUUCAGCUGUAGGUGUAGGCAUUACGAUGUGCCUGCCCGCAACAAUUAGGUUGGCAUAUGCAAAAGCAAAGAUCGGCUUCGUGUUCGCGAGACGAGGUAUAAUCAUGGAGGCAUGCUCCCAUUACUUCCUACCAAAACUUAUAGGACUGUCCCGAGCACUGCACUUGACCACUACUGGCAGUGUCUACCCAGCCGAGCACCCUCUGAUGCGUGAACUCUUCUCUGAAAUACUCCCGACUCCGGAAGCAACCUUGGCACGAGCUCUCGAGCUGGCCGAUGAGAUUGCGAAGAACACGUCCACAGUCUCAACCAAGCUCAUGAGAGAUAUGAUGUAUCGCGGUCCAGCAAGUGCCGAAGAAGCGCAUUUGCUAGACUCGAAAGUCAUCCACGGAUUAUUCGGUAGUAAGGACAAUACAGAAGGCGUGAAGAGCUUCUUCGAGAAGAGGCCGCCAAACUUUACAGGCACUAUGGUCAACGAUGCACCAGAAGCCUGGCCUUGGUGGUCUCAGGUCGAUGUUGGGAGUGUACCUAAAGUCGGCCCACGGACCAGCAAGCUAUGA